Molecule: messenger RNA, 4437 nt
Organism: Dromaius novaehollandiae (emu)
Lineage: Eukaryota; Metazoa; Chordata; Aves; Casuariiformes; Dromaiidae
Gene: C2H18orf63
Product: chromosome 2 C18orf63 homolog
Exons: 15
Coding region: 731-2899 (722 amino acids)
Source: RefSeq, a predicted model, not a curated record
CUCACGUCACCAGGCGGUGGUUACACGGCGCCCCGUAACGGCCGUGAGGCUGCGGCGGGCGGGGCGGGAGAGCCGGCUCGCUCGGCAGCUCUGGAGCAACUACGUUCAUAGGGCGCCCUGCACGCGUUCAAGGACGGGCAGUGUAUUCACCGGCGGGCAAGCUGUGACACGAGUUACCUAACCGCACCUUUGGUCAGGUUUCAGUUGCUCGGGGUUGCGAUUGAUAAAACCGAGGUGUCGAUCGCGGCGUCAUUAGAUCCGCGGUAUAUGACCCUCAUCCAGCCCUUAAAAUAAUCCCUGUAGCCAGCCUGAACUGCAUGCGUAAACGCUUCGCUGAAAUAAAAGGUGCUCGUGGUUUUGAACCCCACACGAGAUUUAGAGUCUAAAUGUGCCAACUUGCUUUGCUACUACGCAGUUUACCAGUCGGAAUAUGCAGUACCCUAGGCGGCCUUUCAGGUUGUCACGUGGCCCUGAAAUGGGCUGUAGUCCUAAAGCUUCCUCUCCCAAGGUGGGCAAGUGUGUUUGGGGGGACGUGCAGUCGUUCUGUAGAGCUGUGUUUACCUUUAGAGCUCUUUACCUUUGGCAGCAGUUGGCCCUUGCACCAUGCAGACAGCAGGGGAGCACUUCACGGAGGGAUUCCUCUGCUCAUGAGUCCCUGGUAGACAGCAGCCCAAACACAGACACAGAAGAAGAUAUCAAACUGCUGCUAAGGGACAAUCAACAAUAGAACAUGAAUGACACUAGACAUCAGUCUCUGUUCUUUGUCAGUCUUCCUGAGCUACAAAAACUCUGUGCCAUUACAGUAACCCUGUGUUCCCAGUUGCCAGAAACUGAGAUAAGGAAUACACAGAUAAAGAUGUGCAGACAAUUAUUAUUUAUGCAUCAAGACAUCCUUUCUGCACCUGUCGUUGGAACACUAAGUCAAAUUUCAGUUGUAAUGGCGCUGGAAGCACCAGAAAGAGUUAGUCCAGCCAUUCUCCAAACCUGUCUCUCCUACACACUGAUAGCCAGACUUGCACCCAGAUGGAACAAGGCCGGUCAUCUCUUGGUGCAAGGGAAGGAUUUUUUGUCUCAUUCAGGAAGGCAAAAUGCUGUUGUUUUAGAACUCAAUGUAUCAGAGACACAGCUUUGCAUCAGUGUGGAGGCUUGCUCAGUCUGUCUGCCACUCCCUGAGCUGGGAGAGUUUGCUAUUUCAGGAAACAUCUUAAAGAUAUUUGACAGCAAUGAAAACAUAAGUAUUCACAGACAUUCCAUUUUAAGUAACUGGUGCUAUGUUUUGCCAAGCAUGAAAAUGGGUCAGAUCAUCAGCAUCAGCCACAUAAUUCCUCCAGAAUCUCCUUUCCAUUCAUAUAAAGACUUUCAGAUGCACUGGAAGAAUCUGUAUGGAUAUAUUCUUCCAGAGAAUUCUGAAGAGACAAAAACAUACUGCAGUGUUUACUUCAAGCCAAUAGGGGAAAGAUUUUUUACGUACCCUUUAAGUUGCAUUCGAAGUCAACCAGUGCAGUAUUUCCCUAGAGCAGACGUAGAAAGUGUGUUGAACUCUUUUCUUUCUGACUUGAAGUCUAAUCUUUCAUAUCUGUGUGGAUUUCCAGUAAAGGUGACAAGUAAAGCACUUUAUGCUAUGCAGGAACUCUCCAGAGCUCUAGUACGUGAAAUAAAAUCUAAGCCUAUGAAAUUGGCUGGUGAGGUGGUUUGUGCAGCAUCUCUAACCCAGGCUCCUCCAAAGAAAGAGACUUUGCCUAGAAUUUCUUUAUCAUGCAGUAUGGAAAACAGCCGCUGGAUGGAGCAUUUGAUCAAUGAGCCAAAAACACAUACUUCUUUGAGUAGCAGUAAAGGUACAGGAAAGGUUAGCACUGAGGCAGCACAGAAAUCAGUGAAUAACAGGCAAAUACCAGGAGUAUCUGACUUAUCAGUUCACUCUCCAAAAUCUUUAGGAAGGCCUCAGAGUUCAGACUUUGACUCCCAAAGAAAAAGUAUUAACAAAAUUAUACCUAUUUUCAAAGGAAAGUUGAUGCAAAUGAAUGGAAAAAACACAAGACAAACUGAUGGGAAGAAAAGAGAAAAUUCUGGAAGACAUUCACCAAUAAAAAUUAUGGCUGCUUCAUCAUCUGUGCUGGCAGUGUGCAAGUCCAGCAUAACUCAGAUUUACAAACCUGUCCAAAAUGUGCCAGUCAAAAAUCCUACUCACAGCAGUGUACUUCAGAUAACAGAGAAAACAUAUGUAAAACAUGGUAUAUCUGUAUUUCAGUGGAAAACAGAGUCUGGUGGACAAAUGACUAAAUCUGAUUGUUCUGAUAACUCCGCUUCAGGGGGGAAUUCAAGUGAAGUCAAUCACAGUAAGACAAAUUCUCCUUUGAUACCUAAGAAUGCUAGGUCAGUGCUUCAGAAAUCAGACGUUAAUGUGAGUCUGAAUAAAUGUGUGGCUCUUACUUCCAGUACAAGAAGGGGAAAAAAGUUUACGAGUCAAAACACCACACAGGUUCAUGAGAAACAACAGAAGUCGAAGAAAGUACAAUUGCAGAUUUGUAGAUUAGACAAUGAAAUGACAAAUUCCAGUUUAUCACAGCAACAAACAAGGAGAUCAAAUGAAGGAGCAGGGUUAAAUAUUCAUGAAUCUAUCUUACAUGAUAGCAUGUGCAUAGACAAAAAUGAGGAACAUCAAGAAUCAUGCCAUUCCAAGGACGACUGUAUCACUAAGACAACCAGUCGUGAUUCAAAAGUUAGCAGUGAGCAGAUUUUUACAGGGAAUGAUCAUCUGGCACUGACCUCAAAACUGACUUACUCAAUGAAGGACAGCAGCAUGGAAGCAUCUGUAAAGAAAGAUUGUGUCAGAAGAAGGCAGAAAGAAGGCGGCUCUUCAAAGUUAAAUAAAGCCAAAAGAAGUAAGCCUUCUGUUUAGGAUGUUGUGGAUUACUGAAGGAAAACUCUGGGUUCCCAAAAGGGCAUGAACUGAGGCUUUUCUGGGCUUCGUGAUCUUUGCUCUCUAUAUUUCACAUCAUUGGUACCUGUUUCUGGAUGAAAAACUGAGGGUUAAAUGCCCACAUCCAAGUGAAACCAUAUAUCAACUCCUCCAGGCAGUUGAAGUUAAUGAACCUCAAAUGGAUUUGGAAAUUUAGCUAAUUGCUUAGAGUUUUGGAUUCAUAUUGUGUCUGUCCUAGUCCUUGCUACAUACUUAAUCACUCUUCCAAGUUAUUUUGCAGUUUCAGGUCUGGCUUUUUUAUGACAUAAUUAUACUUAAUUCUUUGGUACAAUAUCUAGGGCUCUUUGUUUCAUCAGUAAAACGUUUCUAAAUAAAUUCUCCUUGUCACGUCAAAUGGUUGGGAACUAAGUAGUACCAUUUUUAUUAGGGGAAUAAUCUGAAUGCUGUAUUUGAUUCCUGCUUCUUUAAUUCCUAUUGCAAUUUUAAUGAGUUUCCAUUCUCAGAGGUGAAACUGAUAUGGAAAAGAUUUUUCUAAGUUCAAUUGAUAGCACCCUUCUUAAGCAAUUCACAAAAAAAAGUAUUGCUGCCAUUUGAAUAAUUUUAUCAGAAUAAAUAUAUCUUCAAAGACCUACUUGAAGAUGUAGUUACAAAAAUGUGUACAUAUAUAUAUAUACACACACAUAUGAUUGUUGCCCCGUAAUUGCUGUUUUUAAGUGAAUAUUUUUGUGUUAUGUAGAUAUUCAGAAGUAAGUGUCACAACACCAGCUUCUGUGCUCAAUGGAUAUACACACCUGUAGUUUAAUAUUUGUUUUGGAUAUACAUUUGCAAAACCUGUUUCCUAAAGGAACUGGUACACUGGAAAUUUGUGUUUUAUGAAAACUAUCUUCUUUUAUAUUGCCAUAGUUGUGUUUUGUAUUUACCUCACUUUUCAAAUUAGGAUUUUUCCCUACUGGAAUCAAAAUUUCUGUUUUGUUUUUUGUUCUCAAAUGAUGGCUAUUAACAUAGCUCUAACUUAAUGGCAUCAGUAAUCAACAGCAAGUGGGCACAUCAACAGAAUAUGAUUUUCUCAUAGGUAUUUCUCAUGUAUUCCUCAUAUGUAUGUAUUUCUCAAUACUCAUAUUACAAAAAUUAGAAUAAUAUGCUCAAAGUUGUCAUCUAGGAAAGAAAUCAAAUCAUAUUUACAUUUUGCCUGGAAAUUGGUAUACAGAGCUAUUUCUCAAAUGCUUUAGAAUAGUUAUUCUUUCAUAGGUUGACUGUAUUUAAUUGAUCUUUUUCUUGUCUUAAAAUAUGAAAAAGCCUGACAAGCAGUUGCAUUUAUUUUAUAUUAUAUGAGCUAGUGCAUGAUCUGAACUAUUUCCUAUUGUUACUUUUUAAAAGCUGCCUGUUGCCAACGUUUGCUUUGUAUUUUAUUGUAACAGAAGUUAUUUUGCAUUAUUCUUGUAUUUUAAAUUUUUAUAUCAUUUUAUGUUACCUAUUAUAAUACUCAAGAUACAAAAAUAUAAUUAUUGCAGAUCUGA